AUGUUCAAAAGGAAGCCAAGGGUGCCGUUUGAUUCGUUCACCCCACUUGUGAAAUUGCCAAAAGUAUCCGAUUAUUGGGUUUAUGUAAAUCAGUUGAAAAGGCAAAUGCACAAAGCAGUACAAGAUAAAAUUCAUCAGGAACAACAAAAGAUGAAAAUACGUUAUGAUAACAGUCGACCCAAUAUUCAUUUUCAUCCAGGUGAUUUGGUUUGGUUACACCGCGAAGGGCUAAAUCAAAAUGAGAUUCAAAUUAUUGGACCAUAUAUCAUCAGCAAACAACUCGGUCCACAAACCUUCGAACUGGAAGAUUCACAAGGACAACACCUUAGACUGGCUCAUUCUAAUCAGCUGAAAUUAUUUUACUCAGAUGAAUUUGAUUAG
Messenger RNA from Didymodactylos carnosus, 381 nucleotides. The record is from the annotation of a GenBank genome assembly. NCBI's taxonomy places the organism in Eukaryota, Metazoa, Rotifera, Eurotatoria, Philodinida, Philodinidae.